Messenger RNA from Syngnathoides biaculeatus (alligator pipefish), 3693 nucleotides. It is a transcript of the gene ero1b, whose product is annotated as endoplasmic reticulum oxidoreductase 1 beta. Gene Ontology annotation, molecular function: protein-disulfide reductase activity; thiol oxidase activity; FAD binding. The record is from RefSeq and is a predicted model, not a curated record. NCBI's taxonomy places the organism in Eukaryota, Metazoa, Chordata, Actinopteri, Syngnathiformes, Syngnathidae. Gene Ontology annotation, biological process: protein folding in endoplasmic reticulum. The transcript is spliced from 16 exons. Gene Ontology annotation, cellular component: endoplasmic reticulum membrane; endoplasmic reticulum. Bases 1889 to 3346 code for a protein of 485 amino acids.
ACUCGACUAGACGAUCACCGGUGCCCUGGAUUCAAAGUGCGUCUGCCUUGCAGCAUAAGUGCGGGCGGACCUGAUGUUACAUUCACUGGACAAAAUAAUCACAGAUUUUCUAGUUAUUGGAAUAAAAGCUUUCCAGGUCAUCUGAGCUCUCGUUUUAUGGCUCGCGGCCUGACGCCAUCUCAUCUCUUUGAUCAAAUUGAAGUGAGCUUUUUCGAAACUCAGUCCUGUUUGCUUUCUGCUAAGUCUGAACAUUAGAUAUCGCAAUCAAUUUUCAAAAGCAAUAAAGAAACCCGGAAGACGGUGGGGUGGACCGGGAUUCGUCGUCAUAGUAAUGAUGAAUAGUAGAACUUAGUAUUGGCCUCCUUUACACGUUUUGGGUUUUUUUUGCAUAGUUUUCCAACAUUAAUGUCUAAGAUCAUCCAACCAAAUGUAAAACCAGACAAAUAUCACCCAGGUGAAUUAAAAACAAAAGCAAAAAAAAACUCUUCAGUUACAGAACCUGUGUUCAAAAGUAACGCCCCUCUAAAGCUAAGAACCGGUUUCGGGCGUCCUCGGCAGGAGGAACGUUUGAAUCCAAUCAAGCGUUCGCGCCAGCUCCCCACUCCGUGGGGACGUUUUGGCUCCUCCUCCUCGCUUACUUGUUUGCGUUCAGCAAACGUGAAGGAUUUCCGAGCCCCAACGGCCGUUUGAAAAUCUGGUUUCAACUUGACUUGGCCACUCCAAAGCCGUCAUUUUGUGUUUUUAAGCCAUUGAAAAGUUGGCUUGCUGCUGUAUUUUGGGUCAUUGUCCCGCUGCAGAACUGAAAUGCGCUUCAGCUUGAGGUCACAAACUGAGUGCUUCGGGAUUUUCUGUUGCGAUCACAAUUAGGUGGUUCCAUCAAUCUCAGCAAGUUGUCCAAGUCCUGAAGGCGAACAGCAGCCCACAAGACUGAUGUGGGUGCCAUUUUUGCCCUGCAGUCUCUUCCUUGCACUUGCGUCACGAACUCUGACCUUAUGUGUGGCGAAGGAGUUCCUUUGUGGCCUCCUGGAUGAGUCAUCUCACGAGAUUUCAGUCACGGAAAAGAUCUCCCCAGAUUCUGGAGGGAAGGAGGUCGGCGUCGGCAGAGCGGAGAGGCUACGGGGUCUUCGGUCACUGUAGGGUUGACCCAGAUUUUAGUUGGCUUUGAGCAGGAGUUUGAAGAUGAUUCCCUCGGGGGGGGAGCCAGUGGGGCCAAUACUGGGCUCAGCCUGAAUAGUGAAUGUGUGCUGAUCUGAAUUUCCAUCUCUAGUUUUGAACGGGCUGAGGAGAAACGCGACAGUCCCAAUCGUUUUCAUCAGAUGUUGGAGACGGCGAGAGCGACAAAUCUUUCAAUGAUCGGAGAAGGUCUCUUUUAUUUACUCUUCAAAUGAAAGCUUUUGAUCCAGGAUUAUGUCAGCUCGUCAGGGGAGGUAGUCGUCACUGUUGAUGGCGACGUUACGGACGGACGGAAUUAGGAAAUGUCGUUGUUUCGCGGAGUUUGCAAUUGCUCUGACCGCCGUCGGCCACCGUACGCGCAACUGUUUUUCCGGGUUUGCUGACGUGACGUCAUUGUAUAUCGCGACCUCAAUCCGGAAGUUGCCGUUCUUCUUUUUGGCUCGAACGUUUAACGUCGAAACGCGUCCAAGUUCCGUUUGAUUCUGAGCGAUAACAGCAGUUCCGCGAGGGGGCUCGUCGGUCUAAGUAUCCGCUUCAGAGUGCGCGCGCUUCGGUUUAACAAGUCGAACGGAACCGCUCGGGUCUGCUAGCAUCUUUUAGCCUGCGGAGGCUAACCGAGCGCUUCGGAUCGAACUGCGGGCAGCCGCCGGACCGGGAGAGUCCUUCGCGUCGGCUUUCGUUUGGAUUUCAAGCGGCUAAUAGUUCCGGCCGAGGCAUGUGGAGAGGUUCUUUGGAGGCGUUGGGCGUUCUUCUGCUGGCCGCCUUGUUGGGGAAUCUCGCUUUAGCUUGGUUUCAGCUCAACAAGCGCGAAGCCGAGGCGAGUGCGGAGCAACGCGAGCAGCUCGAGCAGCAGGAGCAGAGCUGCUUUUGCCACCUGACGGGCGUGCUGGACGACUGCUUCUGCGACGUGGAGAGCAUCGACGUCUUCAACAACUUCAAAAUCUACCCACGCAUCAAGAAACUGACGGAGAGGGACUACUUCCGCUACUACAAGGUGAACCUGAAGCGGGCGUGUCCGUUCUGGCCCGACGACAGCCACUGCGCCAUCAAAGACUGCCACGUGGAGGCCUGCCCGGAGAGUCAGAUUCCUGCGGGCAUCAAGUCUGGGAAUUACAACAAGUAUUCGCAGGCGGCCGACGACGCGACGGACCUGAGCGAGUGCCAGCAGGCCCGAGAGCUGGGAGCCAUCAACAGCACGCUCAGUCAUCGGAGCAAAGAAGCUUUUGCCGACUGGGCGCGACACGACGACGCUCAAGAUCACUUCUGCGAGCUGGACGAUGAGUCGUCCCCGGACGCGGAGUACGUGGACCUGCUGCUCAACCCGGAAGGCUACACGGGCUACAAGGGCCCUUCGGCGUGGAGGGUCUGGAACAGCAUUUACGAGGAGAACUGCUUCAAGCCCCGGUCCGUGUACCGACCUUUGAACCCCUUGGCCCCGAGCAGAGGAGACGACGGCGAGAGCUUCUACAACUGGCUUGAAGGUCUGUGUCUGGAGAAGCGGGUCUUCUACCGGCUGAUUUCGGGCCUCCACAGCAGCAUCAACAUCCACCUCUGCGCGCGGUACCUGCUCGACGAGGGUUGGGGCCGCUCGGUGUGGGGCCCCAACGUGGAGGAGUUCCGCUCGCGUUUCGACACGGCCGAGACCAAGGGCGAGGGCACGCGGCGCCUGAAGAACUUGUACUUCCUGUACCUGAUGGAGCUGCGCGCGCUCUACAAGGUGGCGCCGUACUUCGAGCGCGCCGCGGUGCACCUGUACACGGGGAACGGGCGCGACGACGCCCGCACCAAGGAGCUCCUGCUGCAAGUCUUCCACGAGAUCAAAAUGUUCCCCAUGCACUUUGACGAGAAGUCCAUGUUUGCCGGACACCAGAAGGAAGCCAAAAGCCUGAAGGAAGAAUUCCGUCUCCACUUCAAGAACAUCUCCAGGAUCAUGGACUGCGUCGGCUGCACCAAAUGUCGACUUUGGGGAAAACUGCAGACCCAAGGCCUGGGCACGGCCCUGAAGGUCCUGUUCUCGGAGAAUCAGAUCAAGAACCUUCCGGAACGUUCUCCCUCCAAGGGGUUCCAGCUCACCCGCCAGGAGGUCGUCGCCCUCAUCAAUGGCUUUGCCAGGUUGUCCACCAGCAUCCACCAGCUGCACAACUUCCGGCUGCUGCUCAAGGAGAAAAGGUAACAGGAAGCAGGGAGCCGGCCGCCCGCCCGUCCGUCCGUUUGCAUCGCGGACAUGUUUGGAGUUUUGGCGCGAUUUGGACCUUUUGGAGGACGUUGGGUCGUUACGGCCGAUGUGGACUGCGUGCGGACCUCCGCUCUUUCUUUGAGGAAGAACAUUGAAUUUGAAACAAUAUUUUGUGUGUUUUAAGAUGGGAUUUCCUUCUUGUCGUGCAGUCAAAGGAUGUGAAGCUUCCACAUUUACUUUGUUUUCCUUGUCUAGGCCGUGGUCCGCUUGACUUUUUUGUGUGAUCAAUGAUUCUAGUGAGCAUUUUGUCUGCUUGAAAACUUAAUUAAAACAACGCAAAAUUG